This is a messenger RNA of Thamnophis elegans (Western terrestrial garter snake), 1450 nucleotides long. It is a transcript of the gene UBE2D2, whose product is annotated as ubiquitin conjugating enzyme E2 D2. The record is from RefSeq and is a predicted model, not a curated record. Gene Ontology annotation, biological process: ubiquitin-dependent protein catabolic process; protein K48-linked ubiquitination. Gene Ontology annotation, molecular function: ubiquitin conjugating enzyme activity. Lineage: Eukaryota; Metazoa; Chordata; Lepidosauria; Squamata; Natricidae. The coding region runs from base 179 to 622 and encodes 147 amino acids. The transcript is spliced from 7 exons. Gene Ontology annotation, cellular component: nucleus.
UGGGGGCGACGGGAAAGAAGGCAAUAGAGAACACCGGGCUCCCCCCCUCCCAGGCCGGCACCCACACCUGUCUUCCCGCUUCCGCCGAAAAGCUUCUGCGCUCCCUCCGCCGCCGGAAAAUAGUCCCCCUCCUUCCUUUCCUUCUUCCUGCUUGCCUCUCUCAACAGGCUCCGCCGCGAUGGCGCUGAAGAGAAUCCACAAGGAGCUGAAUGAUCUGGCACGUGAUCCUCCAGCACAGUGUUCAGCAGGGCCUGUUGGAGAUGAUAUGUUCCACUGGCAAGCAACAAUAAUGGGACCAAAUGACAGUCCCUAUCAGGGUGGGGUCUUCUUCUUGACAAUUCACUUUCCAACAGAUUACCCCUUUAAACCGCCUAAGGUUGCAUUUACGACAAGAAUUUACCAUCCAAAUAUUAACAGUAAUGGCAGUAUUUGUCUUGAUAUUCUACGGUCGCAAUGGUCUCCAGCAUUAACUAUUUCAAAAGUACUUUUGUCCAUCUGUUCUCUGUUGUGUGAUCCCAAUCCAGAUGAUCCUUUAGUGCCUGAGAUUGCACGGAUCUACAAAACAGAUAGAGAAAAGUACAACAGAAUAGCUCGAGAAUGGACUCAGAAGUAUGCGAUGUAAUUAAAGAAAUUAUUGGAUAACCUCUACAAAUAAAGAUAGGGGAACUCUGAAAGAGAAAGUCCUUUUGAUUUCCAUUUGACUGCUUUCUAUGAGCCCACGCCUCAUCUUCCCCUGUGCACAUGUUUACCUGAUACAGCAGUGCUGCGUGUUGUACACACUUGGAACAACGAAAUACUGUAUUCCAUCCCAACAUUGACUCCUAGCAAAGAAAUGUCUGUGAAAAGCCAGUUCUUCUAUCAAAGUCUAGUUGUGAGCAUAAAAGCAUUCCUAAGAGAUUUCAAUUGGGCACUAAAACCAACCAUGAAGGGAGAGGGGAAGAAUAAAUUGUUUCUUGUGUUUCUGGGGACUUUUGAUGAUUCAAGAGGAUGCUUUUUAAAAAUGGAAUCCUUUUAAACUCAUAACUGUAAUGAAAAAAAUGUGAAGAACUUAAAGCUGUUCUGUAUUUUAUUCUGAAGGACCUACUAAGGUAAAUGUAUGACCAAUAAGAUCAAAUUGUACCUACAUCCUGUGUUUAAAAGUCUGAGUUUAACUGGUCAGAAUUUAAAUGCAUUGGAGCUAUUAGUGCAUCAAGUGAUGUUGAUUUUAUUUCAAAUCUCCCCCUGCCCCUUUCCUUCCCUUUCAUAAUUUUGGUUUGUAUGUGUUUUCUCAAUUAACAUAGCUAAUAGCUCUUAUUUUCUUAAGUUUUUAAUGGCUUAGGUCUUUCUGGAUGUAAGGGUAAAAAUUCAUUUGACAGACUUGUGUAUAUUUAAAGACCCAGCUGCUCCCUUGGAGCUUGUACGUUCAAGAAUGAUUAAUCUGUGUAAUAAACUGAUUACUACAGUCAUUACA